AUGGCAUAUAUAGAUUAAGAUGGAUUAAAAGAGCUCGAAAAUUAUAAAUAUUUUGGUGGUGAAUAUUCAUGGUUAGACAAAAAAAUGAACCCAUUUUGGCUUUGGUGUUCUGAACUUCUUCCAAAAACCCUUGCACCAAAUACUGUUACAUUCAUAGGUUUUGCAUUUGUUGUAUCCUAAUAUGUAGUAAUGUUAGUAUAUGAUGUAACUCUUACAAGAGAACUUCCCUCUUGGGUUUUCUUAUGGGCAGCUUUUUGUAGUUUUAUAUAUUAAACAUUAGAUGCAGUAGAUGGUAAAUAAGCAAGGAGAACAGGCACUUCUUCCCCUUUAGGAUAAUUAUUUGAUCAUGGAUGCGAUUCAUUUUCUGUCACUUUUUUCCUUCUAGGCGUUGCUUAAGCCGUUAAAAUGCAUCCUUAAUACAUUUUUUAUUUAUUAGUGAUAGUUAGCUAAUUUUGGAGUCACGGAAACUGA
Ichthyophthirius multifiliis is the source of this 471-nucleotide messenger RNA. RefSeq lists its product as hypothetical. Gene Ontology annotation, biological process: phospholipid biosynthetic process. The transcript has 4 exons. The record is from RefSeq and is a predicted model, not a curated record. Gene Ontology annotation, cellular component: membrane. Gene Ontology annotation, molecular function: phosphotransferase activity, for other substituted phosphate groups. Lineage: Eukaryota; Ciliophora; Oligohymenophorea; Hymenostomatida.